Andrographis paniculata is the source of this 1396-nucleotide messenger RNA. Its product is annotated as BTB/POZ and TAZ domain-containing protein 1-like. Gene Ontology annotation, cellular component: nucleus. The transcript has 5 exons. Gene Ontology annotation, molecular function: protein binding. The record is from RefSeq and is a predicted model, not a curated record. Bases 110 to 1141 code for a protein of 343 amino acids. NCBI's taxonomy places the organism in Eukaryota, Viridiplantae, Streptophyta, Magnoliopsida, Lamiales, Acanthaceae.
CUCAAUAGCUUUCUCUACCCCGACGGAGCAAACUCCGUGAUUUGUGAGAUUUCGCGAUUGGCUUAGAGCUCGUUGGAAUCAGCGUUGGGAGAGAGAUCGUCGAUCGAUCAUGGUUCAGUUGAAGAGGAAGCUCUCAGGUCAAAAGAGAGUAAAGCCUGUUCUUCCAGUUUCCGGCGAAAUGCCGGAACCUGAUGUGCAAGUCGUCACCACCGGCGGCUUGGCCUUUCCUGCACACUCGAAGAUACUGUCUAUGGCAUCUCCGGUGCUGGAGAACAUAAUCGAGAGGAGGCGGAAGCGCCGGAGCAGCGACCGGAAACUUCCGAUUCUCGGCGUGCCAUACAACGCCGUCGCCGUCUUCAUACAGUACCUCUAUUCCUUCAAGUGUAGCGAGGAGCACAUGGAGGAUUACGGUAUCCACCUGCUGGCGUUGGCACACGUCUACUCCGUGGCGCAGCUGAAGCAGAGCUGUUCCAAAGUGUUGCGGAGAAAUUUGAACGUCAACAACGUCGUGGAUAUGCUUCAGCUCGCAAGAUUGUGCGAUGCUUCCGAUCUUUACCUCGAUUGUAUGAGAUUGCUGUCUCGUCACUUCAAGGCUGUUGAGGCGUCUGAGGGCUGGAAGUUCCUGCAGAACAACGAUCCCUACCUCGAGCUCGAGAUACUACAAUUCAUCGACGAAGCUGAAUCGAGGAAGAAGAGGAGGAAGAGGCACAUUGCGGAUAACAAAUUGUACGCGCAAUUGAGCGAAGCAAUGGAUUGUCUCGAGCACAUAUGCUCGGAAGGGUGCACUAGCGUCGGGCCAUACGACAUGGAUCCGAGCAAGCACAAGAGUCCCUGCAGCAAGUUCUCGACGUGCCAAGGCAUCCAGCUCCUGAUCAAGCAUUUCGGGGCGUGUAAGGAUCGAGUAAACGGCGGGUGCUCGCGAUGCAAGCGAAUGUGGCAGCUGUUCAAGCUGCACUCGUCGAUCUGCGAUCGUCCCGACGAAUGCCGAGUCCCUCUAUGCCGGCAGUUCAAGCUCAAGGCGCGGCAGGACCGCGGCGAUGCGCUGUGGAGAUUGCUGGUGAGAAAAGUGACCGUAGCCAAAGCUAUGUCUUCUUUGUCUUUCCUCAAGAGCAGCUCAUCAACAGCGGCGGCCUUGAAGUAAUGAGGCGAACAUAAUAUCCUGCAAAUUAAAUUCGACAGACAAGUUACACUAAUCAAACCAUAUAUGACAGAUGACCUGAGGCGUCGGAAGUUUGAAUCCAUAAUCACAAGUCCAACCCCAACAUCAGGUCUACCAUCACCCUUUUUAUGAACACACAAACAAACACUCAUUACCCAGACAACUGCAUGCAAAUUCAAUACCUCUACCUGGCUGUUGCUUUCUCUUUUUAAGAAAAAUAUUUCAACAAUUCUUUUA